GGAACGUUUUGGCUGCGGAACCAAAAGGCGGUGGCACCGGUUGCCGGGGGAAGCCGGAAGUGGAGGCGCUGAGGGGCGGCCAUGGGCCGCAGCCGCUCCCGCUCGCCGCCGCGGCGCGAGCGCAGGCGUUCCCGAUCCGCCUCCCGGGACAGGGAGCGGCGGCGCAGGGAGCGAUCCCGGUCGCGGGAUAGGGACAGGAGGAGGAGCCGCUCCCGCUCCCCGCACCGGCGACGCUCCAGGUCACCGCGACGGCACCGCUCCAGCUCAUCCUCCCCCCCGCGGCUCAAGGAGAGGCGGGAUGAGGAGAAGAAGGAGAUAAAAGACUCCAAAGGCAAAGAGCGGCAGAUCACGGAGGAGGAUCUGCAGGGCAAGACGGAAGAGGAGAUCGAGAUGAUGAAAAUGAUGGGCUUUGCCUCCUUUGACACGACAAAAGGGAAGAAGGUGGACGGUGCCGCGAACGCGUACGCCAUCAACGUGUCGCAGAAGAGGAAAUACAGGCAGUACAUGAACAGGAAAGGAGGAUUCAACAGACCCCUGGAUUUCAUCGCUUGAUGCUGCGCUGGCACCGAGCAGGAUUUCACUUCCCAGAGCCCGGAUUUUGGGGGGAUUUGGGGUUAUUCCCAACAAAUCCAUCAUCCCCAAAGCACGUCCUGGAAUCCCUCCUUAUUUGUCAUUACAAUACCUGCCAUGGGUCAUUUCUCGCUGGGAUUCCAUCGUAUUUUCCCUCUUAUUUUCUGGCAUUUCAAUAAAACCCUGUGUAAAUAUUA
Molecule: messenger RNA, 767 nt
Organism: Neopsephotus bourkii (Bourke's parrot)
Lineage: Eukaryota; Metazoa; Chordata; Aves; Psittaciformes; Psittacidae
Gene: SNRNP27
Product: small nuclear ribonucleoprotein U4/U6.U5 subunit 27
Exons: 6
Coding region: 82-552 (156 amino acids)
Biological process (GO): RNA splicing
Cellular component (GO): precatalytic spliceosome
Source: RefSeq, a predicted model, not a curated record